This is a messenger RNA of Micromonas commoda, 1482 nucleotides long. RefSeq lists its product with no specific name. The transcript has a single exon. Bases 1 to 1482 code for a protein of 493 amino acids. The record is from RefSeq and is a predicted model, not a curated record. NCBI's taxonomy places the organism in Eukaryota, Viridiplantae, Chlorophyta, Mamiellophyceae, Mamiellales, Mamiellaceae.
AUGGAUCAGGUAGAGUCCUUCCGCGGGGUUGCGGGCUCUGGGUCCGUCGAAGGCGACGACAUCCCCGACGAGGUUCUAGACGAACGGAUUAACGAACUCGUCGCGGGUUGGGCAGGCUCGCUGUUCGGCGGCAACAGCGGCCAAGCCACGCGCGCGCCCCAGGACUUCCUCACGUGGCAGGAUCUCAGGGCGUUCGACCUCCUGCCGGGGAUCGCGGAGUCGUUCUUGGAGAUUCUGAUCAUAGUCUGGCUCGCGCUGACGGUCUGGUGCUGGGCGGGGGGAGCGGCGCGGCGGGUGAAGCACGCGCACGGCCGAAAAGGUUUCCUCACGCAAAUCACCGAAUGGGAGGGGUCGCACGACCCGGUCGUGGCGGCUGCGUUGGCGCCGAUUCAGGCGGCGUGGCUUCUCAUGGCCAUGCCCGUGCACGCGGUCGUGUGGGGGCUCAUGAGAAUCUUCGGGACCGUGUGGGCGGUGGUGCAGUUCUUGGUCGUCGGCGUCCAGGGAAUUAUCGGUUCCGACGAGGACUGGCUCGACAACGCAAAGGCGCGGGAGAGCGACGAGGCGCCGGUCGCGAGCAAGAAGAAGAAGCCGAAAAAGCAGAAGACGAUCGCGAAGCAAAGGUCGGUGGACGACGAGGAGCCCGUGGACGUCGAGGAGGUGGGCACGGCGGCGGAGGUACGAGACAUGGACCCCCGACGGUCGGCGGCGACGGUGAGCGAGGAGGAGUACAUGCUCCGCAAGAUGCAGGAGGAGGAGGAGGAGGAGGCGGCGAGGAUGCACGCCGCCGUUCGCAUGCGCGAGCGUCGCGAGUUCGAGUUCGUGGAAAAGAUCGAGCGCAAGAGCAGCCUAGAGAAGGAAAGGGCGAGGUCCAAAGAAGCGACGGACCCGCCCAAGCCCGCGAAGAAGGAGAAGAAGCCGAGGCCCGCGCCGGUGAUCGUGCCCCCUCAACCCCGCCUCAACGGCGGCGGCGGCCACACGGUGUUGACGUCCCCGACGAAGGGACUGCCCCCGUUGCCGCGCGGACCCCCGCCCGCCAACCAGCCCAAGAGGUGGGACGGUAGGCCCGGGACCCGACCGCCGCUCCCCGCGGGUCCGCCGCCGACAAACAACAUGUUCGCGGCGCUGACGCCGAUGUCGCCCACGGCGAAUGGAGGCGGUGGGAGCCGCUCGUCGCUCGAUCACCACCCCCAUGGACUCGAUUGGAACGAGGAGAAGGAGAAGCGGCGUCAGGACGAGCUGGUGAACAGCAUGCUCGAGUCGUUGACGUCCACAGCUGUGACGGCGCCGCCCGGGUACGGCGGACGCAGCCACAGCCAGUCGACGACGCCGACGGGGGCGGCCGCGUCGUUCGGGGGUUCGAUGUGGUCGCCGAGCGGAGCGGGGGGGUCCGACGGGGGUUUCUCGCUGUUCAGCGGCGGCAGCAACCCGACGUCGCCGACGGCGGGAGAGUUGAACCGAAGGAGGAAUCGUCUAAGCCAUUGA